ACAAAAAAAAAAAAAAAAAAAACUUUGCCCGUUGGCUUUUUCCAACACGUCACCGAACAACUUUUUCACUUUGGAAAAAGUGUUCUCUCAUUCAAUUCUCCCUGCAUCUGUGGCGAGCAUUUGCUCGACUGCAUUAGCUCUAUCGUCGUACCUUUCCCUUGUGCAUACCAUACUCCAAUGCCCGUUUCCCUAAAGUCUGUUCUUGAUUUUUUGGAGAAGGAAUUUCCGUGUCACCAUCUCCAUGCAUGACUCCACAGCCUCUCCUGGCAGUUCUCUGGGCCCGGAAGGGUUUGCAACGUCUGCAGCUGGCGACGCACCAACGACUGUAGCUUCAGGCCCUGACAAAAUAAGCCUGGAUUCCGAUGGUACCGACGAGAUGGGCAGCAACAGCUCCAUCUACAGAGAUGGCCAAGAUACCACAGCGACAACGGAUGCUUCCUUUCACUCCAAAUCUGACCACAGCAUUCCCGAUAGCCUAUCAGCCGCCUCAGACGAACAAACCAGCGAGCCGCACCGACAACUCGACCACCUCCAAGAUGCACAAGAACAGCCGUCUCGCAAACGAAAAACGGACGAUCGACAAGGAGAUGGAGAGCCAAAGCAGGAUGAUGAUAGACUUGGGCCAGAGACCACUGCUGAAAGGUCCAAAAAGGUGAAGCUGGAUUCUAUCACAGGAACACCUGCUCCUGCAGCGAAGGAACCCCUUCCACUGGACCGCUCUCUUCUACCUGCUGAGAUAUGGCAUUAUAUCUUCACCUUUUGUCCCCCCAAAACUCUUGGGAAUCUCAUGGGUGUCAACAAGUUGUUCCACUCAUAUCUCGAUCCUUCGUCGUGCACACCAUCAAUAUCUCAGGAGUCGUCCACGACUCUGCGUCUCGCCGUCGUCUUGAAGCCAGACUCGUUAUGGAAGGCUUCAAGGCGCGCAUUUUGGCCUUGCAUGCCCGCUCCUCUCAAGUCUAUGUCUGAACUUGACAUGUGGAAAUUGGCAUGCUCUUCAGCUUGCCAUCACUGUGGCAAGCGUGUCGGCAAUGCCGCCCACGCAACAACAGCGUCUUCCCCCGGACCCGGCAUGGACAGCGUCGCAGUUGUGUGGCCGUUUGCAACUCGCACAUGUGGACCCUGUCUCGUCAAAAACUCUGUCAAGGAGAUUGACUUACUGCUGUCUUCCUCUACUCCGUCGGCUCUGAUGGUUGCGAUUCCGUUUGUGUUGUUGACCGACAGGCUGGAUGCAUACUCAACCACCAUGGCCGAACGUGGGCUGCUACCAAAAGAAGCACAGUACACGAAACUCUUCUGGAAAGAAAGUGUGGAUCGGCUGAAAAAAGAGUUUUUGGAAGUAAAGGCGCUGGGUAUGGCCACGACAGAAGAGUGGCUCAAAGGACUCGAAGGCAGGGGAGUCGAGCUGCAGCAAGACUCAUCCAGAUGGGAAAAUUAUGCCAGCUCUGGUGGCAUCGACAGGCUACGGUCUAAGCUUUACAUCGGUUACGAGCCGGAGGCUAUCGAAAUCUCGAGUACUUCGAUCCCUACCCAAGCUCACAUCUCCGGAUCAGCCAGUGCACAAACAACCGUCAGUUCAGUAGCCAACUCAGCGGUGGCAACAGGCCUUGCCUCGCUGCCCCCUCGCACCAAUAUUGGAACCAAGCAUGAACGAACCCGGGAAGAGGUGGCAGAACUAAAAGCUGCACGAAGAGCUGAGAUAGAGCGGCGCGCCGCUUUAUUGGAUCCGCCUAUUCAGCCUACCUUGCUGGUACAUAUACCAUCAUUUCAAGCCGCCACACAGAUAAUCACACCGCUGGAUGACAGUAGUUGGGAAUUACUUAAACCGCGCCUGCUUGCACAAAGGGCAGAUGCUGAACAGCGGGAGAGAGAGGCUGCUUUACAGGCCACUCUGCAGCAGGAGCUAGCAGAACGCCGUAGGGCUGCAGACGCCAACAAGGACGACGAGGUGUCCGAUAGCGACUGGGACGAACUACAAGGACCCUUACGGGCUCGGAUCUCGCGUUAUGCUGACGACUUUAUAGAGAAGAAUUGGGACGAUGGCGACAAGGUUUCCAAGGACAUGUGCGGAGAGUUUGCAGCCAGCGUGCUACUGCACGUCCGGAAGCAGUUCUACGCGGAUGUUGCCAAGGAUGCCGCCGCCGCGAGGGCACUUGGAAAGGAACCAAUUGUUGACCCACCAAAAGGUCCCUUUACUCAGAAAUUGACGCUGGAGAACAUGAAAUGGAUCUUUGACGUCAAAAUCAGACCUCACACAGAGUCGCUCAGGAAGGAGCUUUUUCUGUGCAACGGCUGCGACGCCAAUUUUAAGUACUAUGGUUUUGAAGGCGUGGUUCAACACUACGCGGCCAAGCACACUGGUGCUCUCAGCCUCGGGAGCAUAGUGGUCUACUGGCGUGCCGAGUGGCCAGAAAUCCCACCUUUCCGCCCGAAUCCACGAGCAGCUCGGCAAUCGUACAACCAGGCACAAGCGCAAAUCGCUCAGCAGCAGAAGACCGGGCAAAUUCGUCAUGGCUACCCUCCUUACCAGAAUGGUCUUCCUUCGAUUCCUCCACAGCACGGACCGACGUAUCCCCCUCCUCCGGCUGCUGCACCCUAUGUUGCGCCCCCUUAUCCUGAGACCUACCAGGGUGGCGCGCCGGGGCCCUCGUAUGUGCCACCGAGCUUUGGUCCGGGCCAGCAGGUGUACGGUCCUCCGGCCUAUCAGGCACCUCCGGUGCCUUAUCAUCCACAGUACCCAGGGCCUCCUGUACCUGCCCCUGUUUACCCGCCUUCGGGAUAUGGACCGUCCCCUCCUAACAUUGCACCCCCUCAACCCGCACCACAGCCACCUGCGGGGGGAUAUAGCCACGGCCAUGGCACUUAUCCAAGCAACCCUGGCUAUGUUUAUGGUGGUGGCCAGCCAGGGGCAGAUCGCUAUCGUGUCCAGUUGGAAGAAAUGGCCAAGCUUUCCCGUGAACUAUGGAAUUCGACUUCGAGUGUUAAAGACCUGCCCGGAAGUGCGAGAUUGCAGGCUAUCAUUUACCACAUGGCGAAACGAUUCCAUGCUAAAUUCAACGAACCUGCACCGCUUACCAUGUUCAUCGAUGGUCUUUCAGGCAACAAGGACAUGAGACCGGUUCGAAAUGUAAAUGGUCUGCUGUGCAAGCUUUGCCAUACUGGUUACGUCAACCCGCCGCCAACAGAGCAGGAUCGCAAGUCGUUCUCCAUGCCACAGUUAGUCAAUCACUUCCAGAGCAGGCAUGUUGAGCCAGCCAUCGCCACAGGCCAGCAUACUCCUGUUCCUGAGUGGACCUCAGACAUGAUACUCCUCCCCGACCUUGCUGGAAUGCAAGCCCUUCGCCGAUCUGCCAGUAGCGACAAACAGAAGGAAAAACUACUGGGCGAGUCGCUUCCUCAGAUAUUCGAGGCUCCUGCUCCUCCCAGCAAUAACUCUCAUCUCGCACGAGAAGGCCGCUGGUCAAGUGCCCCUGAGACCGCCAAUUCACUGCCAGAUGCACCGCUCGAUAAACGUGACAAUUUCUAUGACUCGGGAUCUUUGGCUGCUGAUUCGCGGGCAAUGAACGGCCAUGCAAACGGAAAUAAGUUUGGGGCCAUUGGCGACGGGGCUCCCAAGUCCUCUCAUGGCGCUCAAUCGCAACAAGGGCAGGAUGGAAGGAACAAAAAAAGGAGGCACGGCAGCAAGGGCAACAAUAAUGGCCCCGGCACCUACCGGCCAGUUGAUGACUGGGCUCCACGGCCAAACAGGAGCGGACCCAAUGUUUAUGAUCCCAUAUAUGGCGAUGAAGAUUCACGCCGGCAGGGCGACGAAGUUCGUGGCAUGUGGGCAUCUGACAGAGCACAAUCAGUCUCUCAUGAAAGGCCAGCCCCAAUCGGCUCGGAACUUGAGAACGGCACGAUUAGGCCUCUUGGUCACUCUCGGCAGAGCAUGUCACUUUCCAGGCCCUCACUUCCUAGCAAGCCUCCCACCAAGGAGCUGGUUCCCAGCCCUACCUUCCGACAACAGCACCAACCGCCCACGCAUCAGGCACCCAACGCUUUUGAGCGAGAGGGCUCUGACCCGUUGGCAGCAUUGGAGCUUUACCUGGACCAGGAGCGUAAUCGCGCGGCUGCCAACAUGAGCCAGCAGCCCGCCACAAAGUCUUAUGCUGAUGACCCACGCAGGGACUCAGACACAUACCCGGGGCCCCAGACGCAGUAUCGGCGUUAUAGUAGCGGACGGGCCGAGGAACGACGUCGGUCUCGUUCCCCUGGUCCGAGAUUUGUCAGGUAUGCUGACGAGGCUCCGCCUGAACAUUACCGGGAACGAAGCCCUCCACCCCCACAUGGAGAAGCGCCAUACGGUCAUCGAGCUAGCCUUUCACAAGACAUGCCAUCUUAUGACCGUGUGCCGCCGAUGGCCUCUCGCGACUACUACGGAAUUCAUGAGGAGGAGCGCCGCUCCCGCCCGCCCGUCGAGUACGAAACUUACGAGCUCAUCAGGGCCCGUGACGCUCAGGGCGAAUACUACAUUAGAAGACCGGUAGUCAGGCGGGGUCCCGAACCAGAGCUGUACUACGCUGGCAGCAAUGCUCGCCCGCCUGCGGCCGAGAGAUCUGUGUAUCGCGAAAGUACCUACCCUACCUACGACCAGCCCGCAGGUGCAAACUAUCCUCCACCCGUGUCCCGUCAAUCCGCGCACUCGAUGUACGAUUCACGAGCACCAGCGCCUUUUGUCAGACAGGAGUCGGUUUCUCACCCUCGUCCAGAUGCUGGUUUUGCUGAGGAGUAUGACCCCCGUUACCCAACAGCCCCGCCUCCGCCUAUUGGUUCAGGCCGGCCGAGAUAUAUGUGAAGGUCCUUGGGAUAAAUUUGUGCGGUGACCUUUUUUUUUUGCAAAUGAGGAUCAACUUGAGAUUGAAGGAGAAAAAACCCAUUCAUGCACUACGACAGAUAUUUCAGCAGUAGUUGUCAGGAUACCAGCAGAUACAGCGGAGGAACCAUGUACAAGAGAUAGAAUGUACUUGUAGCCCGGUAUGGGGCCAACGAAUCACGUAAUUAUAAUGUAGAACAAAGAAGCAUCCAAUACUAUGGGAUGCAUGAUCUCAACACAGAG
Messenger RNA from Pyricularia grisea, 5092 nucleotides. RefSeq lists its product as uncharacterized. The transcript has 3 exons. Lineage: Eukaryota; Fungi; Ascomycota; Sordariomycetes; Magnaporthales; Pyriculariaceae. The record is from RefSeq and is a predicted model, not a curated record. Gene Ontology annotation, molecular function: protein binding. Bases 242 to 4831 code for a protein of 1529 amino acids.